Messenger RNA from Kwoniella shivajii, 1278 nucleotides. RefSeq lists its product as uncharacterized. The transcript is spliced from 6 exons. NCBI's taxonomy places the organism in Eukaryota, Fungi, Basidiomycota, Tremellomycetes, Tremellales, Cryptococcaceae. The coding region runs from base 1 to 1278 and encodes 425 amino acids. The record is from RefSeq and is a predicted model, not a curated record. Gene Ontology annotation, biological process: fatty acid beta-oxidation. Gene Ontology annotation, cellular component: mitochondrion. Gene Ontology annotation, molecular function: acetyl-CoA C-acetyltransferase activity.
AUGUUAAAUACGUUCAACGGAUUAUCAACAAUAAUCAAAAGAUCAACAUCAUCUCGUAUUCAUACUCAAAUACCAAAAUUAGUACUGCAUAAUCAGAGAUUCAAAAUGUCAACUCAAUCAGUAUAUAUCGUUUCAGCUUCUAGAACACCCGUAGGAUCAAAAGAUGGUUCUUUGGCAACUCUGACUGCACCUCAAUUGGGUGUGGUAGCAGUCAAACAUGCUUUGGAAAAAGCGAAUUUAUCAGCUGAUAAAGUGGAAGAAGUCUAUCUUGGUAAUGUAGUCCAAGCUGGUGUGGGACAAAGUCCUGCGAGACAAGUCGUCAUUGGUGCUGGUAUCCCCGACACCACUGACGCUACCACGAUCAACAAAGUUUGUGCUUCAGGUAUGAAAGCUAUCAUGCUCGCUGCUCAAAACAUCCAACUUGGUCAAAGAGGUAUAAUGGUUGCAGGUGGUAUGGAGAGUAUGUCAAAUGCACCAUUCCUUGUCCAACGACAUCUUCCUGCAUUCGGUCACUCUGAGGCCAAAGACUCAUUAGUCGUAGAUGGUUUAUUCGACGUAUACAACAAAGUUCCAAUGGGUAACUGUGCCGAAAACACUGCUGCCAAACACAAUAUCACCAGAGAAGAUCAAGAUGAUCAUUGUCUUUCUUCAUAUACGCGAGCAGAAGAAUCAUGGGCAAAUGGCGCUUUCAACGAUGAAAUCGCACCUGUCACAGUUAAAACCAGAAAAGGUGAUGUGGUAGUUAAAGAAGAUGAAGAUUACAAGAAAUUACUCAAAGAUAAAUUUAGAUCAAUUAGACCAGUAUUCCAAAAAGAGAAUGGUACUGUAACUGCCGCAAAUGCAAGUUCAUUGAACGACGGUGCAAGUGCCGUCGUUCUUGCAAGUGGUGAUAUUGUUGAGAAAGAAGGAUUAAAACCUUUGGCUAAAAUCUUAGGUUUCGCCGACGCAGCUUGUGCACCUAUAGAUUUCCCUACCGCCCCCACACUUGCCGUCCCAGCCGCAUUGAAACAUGCCGGUGUAUCAAAAGACGACAUUGCUUUAUGGGAAUUCAACGAAGCCUUCUCCGUUGUAGCUUGCGCUGCUGAAAAAGUAUUAGGAUUGGACAGAAGUAAAGUCAACGUCAAAGGUGGUGCCGUAGCUUUAGGUCACCCCAUCGGAUCUUCAGGUUGUAGAAUUGUCGUCACCCUCGUUCACGCUUUAAAGAAAGGUGAAAAGGGUGUGGCAGCCAUUUGUAACGGUGGUGGAGCAGCUUCUGCUAUCGUCAUCGAGCGACUUUAA